This is a messenger RNA of Syzygium oleosum, 360 nucleotides long. RefSeq lists its product as uncharacterized. The record is from RefSeq and is a predicted model, not a curated record. The coding region runs from base 1 to 360 and encodes 119 amino acids. The transcript has a single exon. Lineage: Eukaryota; Viridiplantae; Streptophyta; Magnoliopsida; Myrtales; Myrtaceae.
AUGGUUGGUUUGCAAAGGUCUGCAAAAUCAUUCAGGAGACAAGGAUCGUCGGGCCUGGUGUGGGAUGACAAGUUCUUGUCAGGAGAUCCCUCGAACCAAACGAGGUCUAACCAACAGCAAGCCAACCGGAAAGCUGACCGCCACAGGGAGCUACGGCCAUCCCAGAGCACCGGAUCGAUCGACACGGUGCACCGGAGCCAAUCCGACAGCGGACAGCCCUGCCAUGCCAUCAAGGUCGAGUCGCCAUCACCGCCGGACCCGCCGUCCCCGAGAGUCUCCCGCUGCGGACUCUGUGGCAUCUUUGGCAAGCCGGGCACUGCCCAUCAGUCGAACUCGAGAAACAAGAAGCGCAAAUCGUAG